GCCAGUAUCUCAGGAGCGCUCGCCGGUCGCUCUAGUGACCACUCACGCAUACAUAAAAUUACCGUGUCACAGUUACCCUCGAACAUGGGUCACCUGGCUUCCUUCCUCACGACGCUGUGGCUGACUUCGGCGGCUGCACAACUCGGCUUCAUCAAAGACUUAGCCAAAGACGUAACCCAGGGAGCGAAGAAUGAGGUGCAAGCCAUUGCGGACCCCCUCGGGAAGACCAUCGCCUUCAUCGGAUCUAGCCAAUGUUCGAACGUGCAGAAGCUGAUCGGAGUAACAUAUAACAACUACGCGGACUCCGGACCAGAUCUAAGCCAGCUCACUCUGGUUUUCAUUACCAGGGCUAAAACUGUCAUCUACAAUUUAACCCUAGCUCCCGAAGAAAUCCCCCUGGAGCGGUGGUUCAACCCUGAGCUACCGUUCAGGAUCUUCCUGCACGGCUUCACGGAUGACCCUUCCAAGUCCAGCUACCAGACCAUCAGCAAGGCCUUCCUUGAAGAAAAUGACGUGAACAUCUUGGCUCUGGACGCCAGCUCGCUGAUCCGCUGGUUCUACCUGCGGUCUACCGUCAUGGUGCGGUUCAUUGGAGAGAGGCUCGGCUCCGUACUGUCCGCGUUAGUACCUGCUGGUCUGGACCCCUCAAAGAUCCACCUGAUAGGUCACAGUCUGGGCAGUCACAUCGCAGGAUUUACCGGCAAGUCGUUCUACAACCAGACCGGGUACCGUGUUGGCAGGAUAUCCUCGCUUGAUCCUGCUGGACCCUGCUUUUCGAACCUGCCGAUAGACCUGAGGCUGUCCAAGGAAGACGCGGACUUUGUGGACGUUAUACAUACUGAUGCUGGUGUAUAUGGACUAAAUGAGGCGAUUGGUCACGUAGAUUUCUACCCGAACAGUGGCUCCGAACAGCCGAACUGUCUCUUCCAAACAUGCAGCCACAGCCGAGCGUGGCAGCUGUACACCGAGUCUGUGCUGAUACCGGAAGCCUUCAUCGGGGCGCAGUGCUCCAGCUGGAAGCAGUUCAUGAAAGGAAGCUGCAAUUAUAAUGACACCAGCAUAAUGGGUUACUACUGCCCCACGGACUCCCGCGGCAAGUACGACCUCCAGACAUCGAACGAGUCUCCGUACGGCCGCGGAGAAGCAGGACUCACAUACGUCAACAACGCCGGCAUCGUCAGGAACAUCAAAUACAUAGUCACCGGGAAAUAACUUGGCUUAAUAUCAUCUAGACUAGAUCUUACCAUGACUGAUUUUUAUGAAUAAUUAUUUCAAAUGAAUUUGUACUUUAUUCCAAGAGUUGUAGUGUUGUUAAUUGCAAAGAACAGGUUACAGAUAGAUCUUAGAUACAUUGAUAGUGUCUUAGAUACAUUGAUUAGUUUUUUUGUAAUUUAUUUACCAAAGUCACAACUGCGUGUUGCAUCAAUAAAAUGUACUAUAAUGCAUUUGAA
Spodoptera litura is the source of this 1451-nucleotide messenger RNA. Its product is annotated as pancreatic triacylglycerol lipase. Gene Ontology annotation, molecular function: lipase activity; serine hydrolase activity. The record is from RefSeq and is a predicted model, not a curated record. Gene Ontology annotation, biological process: lipid catabolic process. NCBI's taxonomy places the organism in Eukaryota, Metazoa, Arthropoda, Insecta, Lepidoptera, Noctuidae.